AUGAGCUCUACACAAGACCUUGACUAUCCUCAGAUCUUAUUUCAGUAUACCAAUGGGUUUUUGGUAUCAAAGACUAUGUUUACUGCCUGUGAAUUGGGAGUCUUUGAUCUCCUGCUGGAGUCAGAAGGACCCCUGCCUUCCAAUGCCAUUGCUCAAUGUUUGGGCACCAGCACCUGUGGAAUGGAACGGUUACUUGAUGCCUGUGUGGGGUUAAAGCUCCUGGCAGUAGAAAUGAAAAGUGAAGGAGCCUUUUAUAGAAACACAGAGCUUUCUAACCUCUAUCUUACAAAAGCAAGUCCCAAGUCUCAGUAUCAUAAUUUGAUGUACUACUCCAAAACCAUCUAUCUGUGCUGGCACUACCUGACAGAUGCUGUGAGAGAUGGGAAAAACCAGUACGAGCGAGCAUUUGGUGUUUCAUCAAAAGACCUCUUUGAGGCUCUCUACAGAUCAAAAGAAGAGAUGAUCCAGUUCAUGUAUGGUUUAAAUGCAAUUUGGAGUAUAUGUGGUAGAGAUGUGAUUGCAGCAUUUGACCUUUCCCCUUUCACUGGCAUUUAUGAUCUGGGAGGAGGUGCAGGUGGUUUGGCCCAGGAAUGUAUUUCUUUGUAUCCAAAUUCUACAGUCACAAUUUAUGACCUACCUAAAGUAGUGCAAGUGGCAAAGGAGUGUUUUGUGGCCCCAGAAGAACGUAGGAUCACUUUUCAUGAAGGAGAUUUUUUUACAGAUCCAAUUCCAGAGGCUGACCUGUACAUUGUGGCGAGGGUCCUGCAUGACUGGGCAGAUGACAAGUGUAUGCAGCUACUAGCAAAAGUCCACAAGGCUUGCAAGACUGGUGGCGGAGUGUUGCUGGUUGAAACACUUUUGAAUGAAGAUAAAACUGGGCCUUUGGAAACACAGCUUUACUCAAUUAACAUGUUAGUUCAAGCUGAAGGAAAAGAAAGAACACCAACCCAGUACAGCACAUUCCUCACAGCAGCUGGAUUCAGAGAAAUUCAAGUCAAGAAAACAGGAAAACUCUAUGAUGCCAUUUUAGGAAGAAAAUAAUUCUUUUUCGUUCUUCUCCACUGUUAGAUAUAUACAAGCAGUGAAGUGAUCAGUUUCUACUAGACUGCAGCAAUGAACCUGGUUCAUAGUUAAGCUUGUCACUUUCUUUGUAAAACAAUAAACUAUUAGAACAUUCACUUAUUAUAUAUUUUGAGCUUACAGAGGAUUAAUGAUCUGCCACUUUGAACGUGACUCUUGUUUGGCUUUGUACUCUAAUUGGGGAAAUAAAGUCUCAGAGGGGGAUGCUCAUUCAUUUUGAGCUACAGGUACACUGUAGACGUACCCUAAGAAUCUUGUACAAUGUAUAAUGAAUGUAUAGUGUGGAGGCCAAAAUAUUAGUUACACCAAUUUUGAGUUCUUUAAAAUCUUCUGCUUGCGUGGGCAGUUUUCUUUCUAUUUGUAUGUUAAUUUCUUUAUUUAAUUAAGGGAAGGCUUAGAUUUCCUUAUCUAAUGAUAUAAGGUCAAUUGCUGGUAUCAAUUGCUUGAACUUCAUAGAAUUUGGCAAAGCUAUGCCUGUUUACACUGACAGAUGGUUCCGAUCUCUACAGUGUGUAGUCUACUUUAGAAGUAUUUCCAGAUAGCUUAAGAAGAGAUGUGUUCAGACAAAGUAUCCCUGAAGGCAAACCCUAGGCACAGAAAGAAGCGUCUUUACUAUGUGUUCUCUGCUUUCAGCCUGACUUGUAUAGUCAAUACAAUAUCUGAUAUGCAGAAAUGAGGAGAAACUCCCCUAGAGAGCAGGAAAUGACUGUACCAGAUAUAGUAUCGAUUUACUUUUCCUAAACUGUUGUAUUCCAAAUGCAGCAAAGAUUGGUGGAUCUUUCUGUAAAUUCCACUCACAUAUCUUGCUAAUAGAAGCAAUAGUAGCGUGCUUUAAGGAAACAAGGACAUUGCUUUUAGAAAUGAUGUGUGUUAAACAUAGGAAACAUAGAAAUGUUGUUUUGAGAGGCAUUUCAAAGAGUAAAUGACUUGUAACAUUGCCUAUAGGAAAUGUAAGACAUCUACAGUUCCAAAUUAUCAUUUAAAUUAGUCAAUGAAAAAUGUAAUCAGCCUUUGGGCCAGGCCCCUGCAUACAACCUACUUCACAAGCGACUGGGAUUUUUCAGUUUAGAAAAGAGGAGACUGAGGGGGGAUA
Messenger RNA from Pelodiscus sinensis (Chinese soft-shelled turtle), 2173 nucleotides. NCBI's taxonomy places the organism in Eukaryota, Metazoa, Chordata, Testudines, Trionychidae. The record is from RefSeq and is a predicted model, not a curated record.